Messenger RNA from Nicotiana attenuata, 1084 nucleotides. RefSeq lists its product as uncharacterized. The coding region runs from base 140 to 634 and encodes 164 amino acids. The transcript is spliced from 2 exons. The record is from RefSeq and is a predicted model, not a curated record. Lineage: Eukaryota; Viridiplantae; Streptophyta; Magnoliopsida; Solanales; Solanaceae.
CCCCCCCCCCCUCUUCUUCUUCCUCUCUCUCUAAAACCCUCUAUUUCUUUAACCUCCAUAACCAAACUCUAGUACAAAACCAGAGGAAAGAAAACACAUAACUGUGAAUUUAGAAGAAGAAGAAAAAAUAGUAGCGAAAAUGUUGCUGGGGAAGAGGACAAGGCCACCAAUGAAGAGAACAACAAGUAUGACUGAAUUCACCUUAGAUCUCAACCUCAAUCAUGACCCUAAUUCUCCUGUUAAUUAUCAGCCCUUUGAUCCUCACAACCCUUUCACACCCAUUUCUCCUUCAAAUACCCAGCUGCUAGAUCAACAACAACGUAUUUUGACCACAGCUAAAACAAUCCCUACUACCAGAAACCGUCGAAAGUCUGCUGAUUUUGUUGAAACUGCUAAUUUUUUGAAAGCUUGCUUCCUCUGUAAACGUCGCUUGAUCCCUGGUCGUGAUAUCUACAUGUACAGAGGGGAUAGUGCUUUUUGCAGCUCAGAGUGUAGAGAGCAGCAAAUGAAUAUAGACGAGAAAAAGGAGAAGUGUUCAUUGGUUGCAUCAAGGAAGGAUACUAGAAACUCCUCCGUGGGCGGCGGAAAGGGAUCUGAUGUCUCCGCCAAAAGCGAGACUGUCGCCGCCGUUUAGGGGUAGUGGAAAUUAAUCAAGCAUAUGGAGUGAUAUGUAGGCCACUAUUUUACCCACACAAUAUAAUGCAUAUCAAAUCUAUGUAUUUUACAUGUUGUGGGAUGUUGAUUACUAUAAAUAUCUACGUACUCUCUCUAUAAAAUUAUCUGGGCUGCUGAACAAGUUUUGCAAGGUUCAAUUAAUGGUUGACCGAUCAAUUAUUACUAUCUAUGCAGCCAUUCUUAGUGGAAGAAAAAUCUCAAACUGCAGGUUUUAGCAAAACCAUGAUCAUGGUUCUUUUUCUUUUUUAUUUUUAGGUAAACCAAGCUCUUUUUUCUUUUCUUUUUUGGAGUUGGAACUUAGUAGAGCACCGGAGGGUGUGAUGAUUAAUUCUUAUUUUGUUUUUUCUGAAUAAAAGGUGUGGUUUAUAUAUUGUGCAAAUAUUAAAUUAUUUUUGAUGUAUUUUACUAA